GUAUGCAGCUAGUGCGGCUGACGGAAGUUGCUUAUUGAGUUAUUUCGUGUUAAGUUUUGCGUGGAUUUAUAUUCUUUGCGGGAAAUAUGGGCACGGAUGAUCUUAAUACUUUACUGUCGGUAGAGUUUGAGGUUUUCGGCCAAGUACAAGGAUGUUUUUUCACCAAAUACUGCAAGGAUCUUGCGCUGCAGCUAGGUAUCACUGGUUGGGUGAAGAAUACCAAGAUGGGAACAAUUGUGGGCAAAUUGCAGGGGAGGAAAGCGGAAUUGGAACAUAUGCUCGAUUGGCUGAGCACCACUGGAUCCCCUGGCUGUAAGAUAGACAGAUGUGAGCUGAGGAACUGGGUCUAUUUGACACGCUUCGAUUAUAAUGAUUUUAGCAUACGUUUUUAGGAGUUGUAUAAUAAAGAUUUUAGUU
This is a messenger RNA of Papilio xuthus (Asian swallowtail), 417 nucleotides long. Its product is annotated as acylphosphatase-1. The coding region runs from base 87 to 392 and encodes 101 amino acids. The transcript has 3 exons. NCBI's taxonomy places the organism in Eukaryota, Metazoa, Arthropoda, Insecta, Lepidoptera, Papilionidae. Gene Ontology annotation, molecular function: acylphosphatase activity. The record is from RefSeq and is a predicted model, not a curated record.